UAGAGCAUUCAAUGAUAAAAUAUUAGAAGUUUAUCAAAUGCUGGAUUUAAACUCAGUUGAAGAUAUAAAACCCAUUGCCAAAAUAAUCUUGAUUAAAAAGGCUACAAGUUUAGCUUUUAAUGAAAUUAUGAGGGAGGAUGGCAAUAUUAGUAUGCUAUGUGUAUUAGUAGCUGAUAAAGCAGGUAUGGUUUACAAAUUUGAAUUACCCGAAGGUAAGGAUUUCAGAUGUAUAAAUAAUUCACAAAUUUCACCUGGUCAAAAUAUUAAUGGAGACAUCAAAUUUGAAGAUAGUAACAAGGUUAAUAAACCUAUUUUGGGGCAUGUUUCUAUGUUGCUUGACAUGGUAUUUUCUUCCGACAGAAAAUAUGUGAUAACCUGCGAUCGUGAUGAAAAAAUUAGGGUCAGUCUUUUUCCAAACUCCUACAUUAUCCAGAGUUUUUGCUUGGCUCAUACGAAGUUCGUUUCGUCUAUAAUCACGUGCGAAUCAUUGCCUGAUAUCCUCUUUUCCAGUUCCGGGGAUGGUACUAUCAAAAUCUGGCAAUUCAUGUCUGGCACAUUACUUUAUAGUCGUUCAUUAAACUCGGAUCUUGAGAAAGAACGAUUCUUAAAUGCUAAUGAGACCAAUUCCUGUAUCGUGUUAAAAUUAGACAUUAAAGUAGUUCAUCAUGCCAAAGAAUCUAUUAUUAAAAAUUCCACAAUCCUAUUAGCCGCCCUCGUUCAUAUAUCAAAUGGAGUACCUUCAAAAUGCAUGAAAAACACCGGGGAAAAAAUAAUUAUAUACACCGUUGAAAUAUCUUCCGAUGAUUACGACCUAAAGCCUCUUCAAAUCAUACAACCACCUUUCGAAAUUAAUAAUUGUAAACACAAUCACAUUGUUGAUUUCAGAUUUGGCCUUGACAUUUCCCCAUCCGAUAAUAACAUUAAAUUGUACACACUGUGCUCUAACGAAAACAUGUUUGAAGAAGUACUUGAUGAUGUUAACCAUGAUCCAUUAGAUAAAGAUAGUGGUGAUAUUUUAUCGAAAUCCUUAUUUACUUUCAGUCAUAAUCCGAUUGAUGAUAACUUUACAUUAGAUAAUCCACUUAAUCAGGAGAAUGUAUCGAGGAAAAAUUUAGAAUACCGAUUGAUGGAAAAACUUCUUUUUUCGAGAGGGAAAGAUUUUUAUGAAGACCUUUGCAAAGAAGAUAAAUAUGGCAAUCCUACAGAUGAAUAUUCCCAUAGGAAAAAAAUUAGAAAAAAUAUUUUAAAAUCCGUUGGCUAA
This is a messenger RNA of Gordionus sp. m RMFG-2023, 1261 nucleotides long. RefSeq lists its product as uncharacterized. The record is from RefSeq and is a predicted model, not a curated record. Gene Ontology annotation, cellular component: nucleus; tRNA methyltransferase complex; cytosol. The transcript has 8 exons. Gene Ontology annotation, biological process: tRNA modification; RNA (guanine-N7)-methylation. Gene Ontology annotation, molecular function: protein binding. NCBI's taxonomy places the organism in Eukaryota, Metazoa, Nematomorpha, Gordioida, Chordodea, Parachordodidae. The coding region runs from base 38 to 1261 and encodes 407 amino acids.